Molecule: messenger RNA, 2409 nt
Organism: Heterobasidion irregulare TC 32-1
Lineage: Eukaryota; Fungi; Basidiomycota; Agaricomycetes; Russulales; Bondarzewiaceae
Exons: 2
Coding region: 1-2409 (802 amino acids)
Source: RefSeq, a predicted model, not a curated record
AUGUCCGUGCGGCACGGCACAGCCGCCCCGUCCCGUCCCCAGUCGCUGCCGUCCUUCGCCCAGGCGUUCAGCAACUCGUCCCUCGACAGGCUCUCCGCCCACAACAACGCCCUCCCGCCGAUCCAGCCCCCCUCGCCCUUCGACCCCGCCGCCGCCGCCGACCUCGACGCCCUUCCGCAGUCUUCCCCAGACCCCGACCCCCGGCCCCCGCGCCGCAAUGGCAGAAAGCGCCCUCACCCAGACGCCGCCCCCGCCUCCCGCGACGAGCAGUCCUCCGAUCCCACACGCCAGUCUCCCCGCCUCGUCCGCGUCAAGGAGGAGCAGGACGAGCUCAUCGACGACCCUUCCCCGCCCCCCAGGCCCCCCAGAUCCCACUCCAAUCUCCCCCUCGACUCUUCUGCCGCCCCAGCCCCUCCCUCCUCCAAGAAACGUCGCGUCACCAUCAGCGGCGCAGCUCACCCUCCCGACUCCACGCAACCCCAUCCCCCCGACUCCACCCAGCCGUCCUCCAUGUCCUCCAUGGUCAUCGGCCUCCCCAUCAUGCGCGACGACCCCGCCGCCCUCGAGCAGGUCCGCUCCAUGCUCACAAUCAAACAGAACCAAAAAGCCCUCAUCGAACAACGGCGAGGAAGCCUCGCCGGCCCUUCCACCGCCCCGCUCCACCCCUCCGUCGGUGUCAUCCACCCCACCAACGCCCCAAAGCCGCAGCUGGGCCCCGCGACCCGCGCCGGUCCCAUCGCCCGCAGUCCAAAUCUUGGCGCGCCGAGGAUGCGCAGUACAAUCGUAGCCAACGACCCCUCGUCCUCCGCGCGACAGCCAAGCCCAACCGGGUCCGUCGCCCCGAAUCAACAACAACAACAACAACAACCCGUCCCUCCACAUACCCACUCCGCCCACGCCCCCCCAGAAAAUCCCGCCUCCUCACAUCCCCCACAUCCUCCCGCCCCGCCCCAGCCCACCCCGAUCCCCAACGUCCUCCCUCCGCCCCCGAUCAGCUUCAGCUUCGCCCGUCGCCGCGGCGGCGCGGCGGGGAAGAAGAAGCCCGCCGACAUCGUCAUCAGCCCGCGAGACGUCCAGUCCGACGCCCGCCUCCAGCCCGUCAUCCAGAGCGCGCCCCCGGUCCCCCAAGGCGCCGGCGCCGGCGGCCUCGCAGCCAUGAGCGGACGCUUCCCGAUGGCCCUCCCGAGCCUCCCGCCGGUGCUCGGCGCCGGCCAGAGCAUGCGGCGCGUGGCCCCUGGAAACGUCCCGCCCACCCCCACGCGGCUGUCCAUGCGCGGGUCCAUCGCCGCCGCCCCCGCACCGGCGUCCUCCCUCCUGGGGCCCUCCGCGAGCGUGCCCAUCGCCACCACGCUGGUGCCCCCGACGCCCGCCGCGCUGCACCACCCCGGGUAUGCCGCCGACAAGGCGUCCUUCCUCGCGCCGUUCGAGGUCUUCUACGACGCGCUGCGCGACGCGAAGGAGCUCAAGGCGUACCUCGCCGAGCAGCUCCACAAGGCCAGCGCGCUCGCGCAGUCGAUGCAGGCCCAGCAGGAGCGCCUCGACCUCGCCGUCGACGCCGCCGUCGAGCGCCGCAUGGGCGCCGCCGCGGAGGAGGUGGCCGCGCUGCGCAGGCGCGUCGAGGAGCUCGAGGACACGCUGCACGCCGCGCGCGGCGAGGGCGCGGGUCUCGCGCGGCGCAGGAGCCUCGCGCCGGGCGACGCCAACGCGCCGACGCAGACGCAGACGCAGACGGGCCGAGGGCGCGCGGCGCCGUUCCGCAGUAGCGCGCAGCACGCGCAGCCGCCGCCGACCCCGCAGAGCGCGUUCCUCGGCGCGGCCCCCGAGUCGUACACCUUCCCGCCCGUCGACCCCGCCGCGCGCGGCGAGGCGAGCGGCGCGUCGCCCAAAGACAGGGACAGGGACAGGGACAGGGACAGGGACCGCGACGCCGACGGGCGGAACGGGGCCGUCGGCGCGCGGAUGAACGGCGGGUCGCCCGUGCCCUUGCCGUACGACCUCGGCCGCCGGCUUUCGAUCUCCUCCGUGCGCAUGGACCCGCCCCCGCCCCCGCCCCCGCCGCCAUCCCAGCACCCCCAGUCCCAGUCUCAGCCCCAGUCCCAGCCGCAGUCCUCGCAUCCCCUAGAGUCGGCGUCGGCGUCGGCAUCGGCGGGCGCGAGCGGCGCCAAGGGGAGCGCGAAGGGCGGCAAGGGUGCGGCGGCGACGCAGCGGGCCGUGCGGUUUCCGGAGCGCCCGGCGCCGCCGUCGCGGCGGCCGUCGGCGCAGCAUCACCAACAGCAGCAGGGGGAGGGCGAGGAGCAGGGACAGAGGGCGGAGAGGAAGUCGCCGGCGGCGGGGCGGAGGCCGAGCUCGGUGGUCGGCGCGUCGCCGAAGAGUCGACCCGAGUCGCCGAUGGACGAAUCCGGGGCGUGA